UGUGUUCCUAAACAGUUGUCCUAGACAGCCCAUCCCACUUUGUUCUUGACAAUAUCAUAUUGUACUUAAAACUUAAAUUAAGCUAAAUUUCUAGGGAAAAUGGGUUUUUCUUUCUUACCGGUAACACUCAUGACCGCCUUUUGGGGCGCCGUUGGGGUCGUCCUUCCUAUUUUCCUACCGAAAGGGGACAACAGAGGGUUGAUUCAACUUUCCCUGGGGCUUACGGCGAUAUGCUCGUGGCUGUUUUGGCUGUGCACGUACAUGGCACAGAUGAAUCCUUUAGUUGGGCCGAGGCUCUCAACCCGCACAAUCCUGAUAAUGUCACAAGAAUGGGGUAACAAAAUUGCAGAUUUGUAAAAGGUCCAA
Messenger RNA from Cimex lectularius (bed bug), 366 nucleotides. RefSeq names its product V-type proton ATPase subunit e-like. The record is from RefSeq and is a predicted model, not a curated record. Gene Ontology annotation, biological process: proton transmembrane transport. Gene Ontology annotation, cellular component: proton-transporting V-type ATPase, V0 domain; plasma membrane proton-transporting V-type ATPase complex. Bases 100 to 357 code for a protein of 85 amino acids. The transcript has 4 exons. NCBI's taxonomy places the organism in Eukaryota, Metazoa, Arthropoda, Insecta, Hemiptera, Cimicidae. Gene Ontology annotation, molecular function: proton-transporting ATPase activity, rotational mechanism.